CGCCUCUUCGAAUCCGGUUGGAAAGAAAGAAAGAGCCGCGGACAGCCUUUCCGAGAGGGGAGAGGAAGUGGGGGAAGGACGCAGGAUAGAGCGGGAGCGGCCGGUUGUGCGUUUCUCCGUCCUGGUCGUUGCUUUAGCUUCCGGCAUGAGGGUGAGGGUCUGGGGUGGUCGCUAUGGCAACAGUGCGCCCUGCCACUAAUCCUCCAGGCCCGACGCGCGUCCCUCGAGAGCCCCUUUCUCUGCUCCCGCUCUGCUUUCCUUCCGUCCCCUUUUAAGGCUUGGCCUCGUAGCGGAGUGACUGAAAGAGAAAGGAACGGGCAGGGGCUGGCCGAGUGAGCGGCGAGCCGGGGAGUCUCAGUUCUAACCUCUCCUGCCCUGGGACAGGCGCUCCGGCCUGACAGAACUUAAAGGUUCUUGAAGAUUGGAUUAUCUGAGUCAGUUAUGUAAGGAGCAUAAUGAUGGAUGAAACUAUUGACUGUAUGAAGAUGGAUGCUGGGGACUAUAUCCAAGCUAAUCAUACUUCUGGGUUCAAGACUUUUCCUGAGCAACAGAAUGUUAUUUCAGGAGACCAGCAUCCAUUGUCUGGCAACAAGUUUUUAUCAAACAAGUUUAACAGCUUGGAGGGACCUUCCACUUGUCUAACAGGAAAUACUUCUUGUAGUUUCAAUUACUAUCCGGAAUCCCCAUGCUUUGAGAGCUGCCAAGCAACAGGAAUAAAAAGAACAUUUGGAACAAGUGCCAAUGGUCAGUGGAAGAGUUGUAGCUCCGCUCUUGGCUCUGUUUCACAGAAGCCCAGAGUAAGUCGCAGUGUAUAUUUUGAAACGCGCAAAAAUCCAAGUGUGACUGCAAAUUCCUUUGUAGGAAAAUCAAACCACCAUUGUCACAUUUCGGCCUAUGAAAAAUCCUUUCCAAUUAAGUCUGUUACUAGUCCAUCAUGGAGUGCUUCAUGUCGUCGGAGCUUACUAAGUCCCAAGAAGUCUCAAAGAAGGUUCAUCACCACUGCAGAAGAGACAGUUCGGGAAGAAGAGAAAGAAAUAUACAGGCGGCUGAUUCAAAUGGUUACAGGGAAAAAUUUGUCAGCUUCCAAGGCCUCUUCAUUAUUGUCUCUUCACCUGCCCAGGUGUGCAGGUUCCAGUAAAAUAACUGUGAAAGAAACUGAAAACAAAUGUAUGAAACCUUUUGAUGUUUGUGGCCCUUCUCUGGUCAACCAGUCAUCCAGUCUUCUCAGGAUACAGGAACAGCAUUCUGACAAACCACUGCCACAACCAGUUUGUAGUUUCACUUCCCCUGUUAACUUUGAUCCCAAGAAGACUAGUAUACCCAUACAGCAAACAAAUCUACCAGCAUUGGAUGUGCAGACCGAAGGAUCUGAUUCAGUAAUAAUGCUAAAUGGCAAAGACUUCAGAUCUCCAGCUCCAAGUACACCUUUCUUUGAGGCUGAACUGUGGAUAAAAGAAUUAACCAGUGUAUAUGACUCCCGAGCCCGUGAGAGAUUGCGACAUAUAGAGGAGCAGAAAGCCUUGGCAUUGCAAUUACAGAAUCAGAGACUGCAGAAACAGGAGACCUCAGUACCUGAGUCAAUAAACUUACAUCUUCGAGUUCCUCUUGAAAAGGAAAUUCCUGUCACAAUUGUCCCAGAAGACGGUAAGAUAGUGGAUGGUGAAGAUGAAUUUCCUGAAAUUACAGAGGAAAUGGAGAAAGAAAUAAAAAAUGUAUUACGAAGUGGAAACCAGGAUGAAGUGUUGAGUGAAGCCUUCCGAUUAACCAUCACUCGGAAAGACAUUCAGACUCUUAAGCAUCUCAACUGGCUCAAUGAUGAGAUAAUUAACUUCUACAUGAAUAUGCUGAUGGAAAGAAGUAAACAGAAAGGCUUUCCAACUGUUCAUGCAUUUAACACAUUUUUCUUCACCAAGUUAAAAACUGCUGGGUAUCCAGCCGUGAAACGUUGGACUAAAAAAGUAGAUAUAUUUUCUGUGGACAUUCUGUUGGUUCCUAUUCACCUUGGUGUACAUUGGUGCCUAGCAGUUACUGACUUCAGGAAAAAAACCAUCACCUACUUUGAUUCAAUGGGUGGAGCCAACAGUGAAGCUUGCAAGACGCUCUUGCAGUACUUAAAGCAGGAAAGUCUAGAUAAAAAGCGCAAGGAAUUUGAUACCAAUGGCUGGAUGCUCCUGUGUAAAAGAAGCCAGGAGAUCCCCCAACAAAUGAAUGGCAGUGAUUGUGGGAUGUUUGCCUGUAAAUAUGCUGACUGCAUUACCAAAGACAAACCAAUCAACUUCACUCAACAACAUAUGCCUUACUUCCGGAAACGAAUGGUCUGGGAGAUCCUCCAUCGUAAGCUGCUGUGAUUUUAUGCCAAGUAAGACUCUUCAGAGACUGAUGACCCCAGCUGUACUCUUCUUGGCCAUCUCCAAGUGGACUGCAUGGGUUUCCUCCACUGACAAGACUCUGUACAUUACAUUUGGUGUCUUUAAAAAGAAAAUAAAUCUAUUUCUUGGACCAGUGUGCCAUGCAGCCUUUUAGAAGCACACACUUUUUUUUAAUAUUUUGAAACCUUAUUUUUUACAAGGGACAUUUGGAGACUCAGAGGAGUGCAGCUUUUUAUCUUCGAGAUUUCUGCCUUUUUCAAAAUGGCCAGCUUCUGCAAAGAACUUGAGACCUGCCAGUGUUCAGCUGCUAGGGCCUUGGGUGCAAGGGAAGCACUUGCAACCUUUUCUUGGAUCUGUCAAGACCUAGAGAAGAACUGAUGUCAUAGCACUAAGUAAAUAUGGGUUUUCCACAUUGCAAUUGCUGCAGCUAGUUAUUUGAUGCAAAACAUGCAGGAAUUUGUGUCUUGGGAAACCUGUUUGGCCCAGGCUUUCCAGACAUAUGCGUGUUCAUGUGUUUCCUGCUUCUUAUAACCUGCUGUUAAUAACAUGGACAAUUCUCACAGCAGCUGUAACAACUCAGACUCCCUUUUGUUCUUAAUCUAUUAGAGAGAAAUGAAAUUCCUUGAGAAUGGAAAGAGAAUAGACACCAGCACAUGAAAAAUAACCACUUGCUCUACCUUCCACCAUGGCAAUGACCUCUUCGAUUCUGUAGUAGGGCUGCCCAGUGGAAAACGAACAAUCCUUUAUUGAUGCUUUUAUUUUGGCAUUCAGUGUUUACUUUGUCACAGUAAAUGAGUUAUUAACCGUCCUCUGACUACAUAUUCAGGACUUACCAUUGAUCCUAAAGAAAAAGAAGCAUUUGUGGGCAGAGGCAUUCUGCACUGAGAGCCCUUAUUCUUCACUGCCUCCCCUAAACCUGAGCCCUUCUUGAAUCUGAAAAAGAAAAGUCAGAUACCUUUGUGGCCUAGAUCACUGCGUUCAGAUGACUGGGAUUAUCCCCAUUGAAAGCCAGCAUUUUUUCCUUAACCAUAUUCUUGCUAUGUGAUCAGAAACUGAGUUUCAUGAAAAACUAAAAUUUUGAAGAGUUGGUGCAUUACAUUCUCAAUAAAAAUAGGAUUUAUAGCAAACUAAACAGCUGUAAUGUCAGUGGGAUGUUCAUUUGACAGAGGAUGGAAUAGUUGUUGAUCUUUCAGCUCUUUGUAGAAUUAAGGUACAAUAUAAUUUGUUUUAAAACAUUAAUUAUUGGUAAACAGUUUUUAUACUAUAAAUAUAUAA
This is a messenger RNA of Python bivittatus (Burmese python), 3644 nucleotides long. It is a transcript of the gene SENP1, whose product is annotated as SUMO specific peptidase 1. Gene Ontology annotation, molecular function: deSUMOylase activity. NCBI's taxonomy places the organism in Eukaryota, Metazoa, Chordata, Lepidosauria, Squamata, Pythonidae. The record is from RefSeq and is a predicted model, not a curated record. Gene Ontology annotation, cellular component: nucleus. Gene Ontology annotation, biological process: protein desumoylation; proteolysis.